This is a messenger RNA of Salvelinus sp. IW2-2015, 3045 nucleotides long. NCBI's taxonomy places the organism in Eukaryota, Metazoa, Chordata, Actinopteri, Salmoniformes, Salmonidae. The record is from RefSeq and is a predicted model, not a curated record.
AUGGAACUAGGAAGUGGAAGUUUCUAUUAUGUGCCUAGGUGUGUCCAACUCCCAUCUCUGAGGAAAAGUCCACAGAUCCCUGAGGAUAAAGCCGCCACGCCAUUGGACGAGGACAGUCACAAAAGGAGCCAGAUGGCACUGCUAGCCAAUCAGCUGAUGGAUUCAGCCAGGGUUGUGAGUGGCAUAAAUGGGAGGGUGGACCACUUCCCACAGUUCCUGAGGGUACAGAACCAGGGUCACAUGACCCAGGUCAAUGGCACCCAGGAAGACACGCGCAAGAACAGGAAGUACCCGUGCCAACUGUGUGGCAAGCGCUUCCGCUUUAACAGCAUCCUGUCGCUGCACAUGCGCACGCACACGGGCGAGAAGCCCUUUAAAUGCCCUUACUGUGACCAUCGGGCAGCACAGAAGGGCAACCUCAAGAUCCACCUGCGCACUCACAAGCAGGGCAACCUUGGGAAAGGCCGUGGCCGGAUCAGAGAGGAGAACAGACUGCUCCAUGAGCUGGAGGAGAGGGCCAUCCUGAGGGACAGGCACAUCAGGGGUGGUCUAGGUGGUCUGCCCCAGCCACCACGACCCCACAUAGCCCAGCCCCAGCAACCCAAGCCUGCCUCUACCACCACCCAGCUCCCCUUGACCUUCACAGGUUCUGGCCCUAUAGAGACUUUAUCACUGCCAUCCACUUCCCCCAAGAUGACCAUCACAGGCCAGGAGGAUCACACCCAGGCCCAGCCUUCUGCAGGCUUCCGCUGCUCCUUCUGCAAGGGCAAGUUCAGGAAGCAGCAGGAGCUAGAGCGCCACAUCCGGAUCCUCCACAAGCCCUACAAGUGCACCCUGUGUGAGUUCGCCACCUCCCAUGAGGAGGAGCUCAUCAGCCAUGUGGAGACGACCCACAUCGCCUCCGAGUCGGCCCAGACUCAGAGGCCCGCGCUGGGCAGCGGUCGGGGCGUGAAGCACCCUGGUGGGGAGUUCCCCUGCGAGGUGUGCGGUCAGACCUUCAGUCAGGCCUGGUUCCUCAAGGGACACAUGCGUAAGCACAAGGACUCGUUCGAGCACUGCUGCCAGAUCUGCAGCCGGCGAUUCAAAGAACCCUGGUUCCUCAAGAACCACAUGAAGGUCCACCUCAACAAGCUGGCUACUAAGAACAAGCAGCUCCCUGCUGACCCGGGGGUAUCUGUCAGCAUGACUAGUGUAGCCCAGGAUGCCCACUACAUCCACCUCUACUCCCAGUACAUCUCAAGCCUCAACAGCAGGUUCCUCUCCGCUGAGAGAGCGGGCCAUUCGGAGUUCCAGCAGAUCUUCGCCACGACUGGCAUUGGGAUGAAGGUGAAAGAGAUGCUGGGUAGGAUGCUGGCACCAGGACACGAUUCAAUGACUGAGGGGGAGAAUAAUCGCUCUUUGUUGCGCUUGAAUAAUCUGGUGCCUCCUCUGACUGCCAGCAGCAGGGAGUAUCAACUACAGGCUUCUGCCAACAAGGGAGACAACCUCAACAGCUACCCAGGCUGGCAGGUCAUGGCACCAGGACCGGCUGUAGAUCAGGGAGACCUAUACACAGCUAAAGAACAGCAGCGGGCCUACCUGGCUAAGCGGAGGGUGUCAUUAGAUGAGCGACAAGCGUCUGUGAGCGACCCAGAGAACCAGGCUAUUAGUAGGCCUAGCAGCCCAGGACUGAGCCAUGUCUUGCAGGAGAGCCUCAUAGGACCAUGUUUCUCUCAGACUGGCAGUACCCAGGAUGACAGCAGCCUACCCUCCUCCCCAGUCUCAGCUCUAACAGGUGAGGAGAAGGCCUACAGCUGUCCCCCCAGUGACUACACCAGCCCACAGUCAGUUUCUCUCAGUUACCGUCUGGAAGGCUACCACCUCCACCACCACCCCCAGUGGAACCAUGACACCAGGGACAACAUAGACCCCUCGUCCCCACAGCCCCCCAGCCCCAAGGACCGGAGCCCUACUUCUGACCUCUACAGUGGGCUGGAGGAUCCUGAUGAGAACAGGAGAAACCCAACUACUCUGCACAUGGACAGGCUAGCACCCAAUCUGCCUAACCCUUCCAACCUGCACCAGGCCUAUGGAGGACCUCCAGCUAUGGAGGACAAGAGUGUGAAGCCACAAGGUCUUCAUCAAUCCAUACAGACCUUCAUCAAUGGCCUGACAUCAAGUGUUCUGAGAGGGGACAGAAAGAGGAGGGCAGGGGGAGGUAUGGUCAGCACUCGGGGGGGAGGACAGGGGAGCUCUGAGGGGGAGGACCGUGUUGGAGUCAAGGGGAGUGACCGGGACAGUGAGGGGGAGACAGGUACUGGUGGCUCUGCAGUCACACCCAGGACCAGGAAGUCCCAGUAUGAGCCUCUGGAUCUGUCUCUCAGGCCAGACUGGGUGCUGUCGCCUCAGGCUGGCUCAGCCCACAUGGACAGGUCUCAAGGGGGAUUGACUGGGUUAUUCCAGCAGCACAGCAGUGUGUGUAAUGGCUCCCUCUCCUCCAAUAGCAACAGGCUCCAGGCACACACUGGGCAACACACGGCUGAACAGUCAGAGAUUGGAUCUGGCACUGGUGACCUGGAGAUGCCCACAGAGCAGGACGACCAACACAACUAUGACUUCUCAGCUCACAAUGAGGAUUGUGCACUUGAGAGCCAUGCGUUUAACAAAGUUGAGGAGGAAGAGGAAUUCAACAAACUAAGGAUAAUGAAGAGUAGCAGCAGCGAAGCACGGCUGAGUGAGAAGAUGACAGAGAUGAUGGUUGGCCUUCCCCAUGGGCCCAGUGAGGCCCUUCAGUGUCCCCAGGAGAAGCAGGGCCAGUGGGACAGGUCGGUCAUCCAGCCUCUCCUCUCUCCUCUGGAGCUGCUGAAGCCAGUGCCGACUCCUCACCACCACCACCUCCACAGAAACCUCCUGUCAGUCCUCCAGUCUUCCAGGGGCCAGAACCACAUGCUCCUCAACGGCCAUGCAGCCAGCUUGAAUGGUGGCGGUGGAGGGCCCAUGGAGAGAGCAGAGACUUCAGUAACUUCAUAUUACAUGAGCGUUCAACGCCAUCUAGUGGUCAAGUAG